UGAUAAGUGCUUUAUAAAUAAACUUUAUUGUUAUUAUUAUAUUAUUAUUAUAAGGCUCUGGGUCAACGUGCACAGGUUAUUUUGCCACCAGCGUUCUGUUGCCAGUAGCAACAGUCCUAUGCAGUUUUACCUUCAAUUAACCUUCAAUUUUUCAGUGAACAAAUGUCAAUGACCUAUGAAUGCCCUGGCUCAACUUUAAUCUGAUGAGUUCCCUACUUUAUGGUUUGCCUGUUGUUGUAGUUUGAGAUACUUAAUUUGUAAAUUGGUUUCCUUUAAUAUCUUGUAGACUUUUAACCAAACUAGAAACUAGCUAUUUGAGGCUUUGUGUUCUUUUCACUUUUAUUCGUUCACCCUGUGUGUUUCUUUAUCUUUCACUGGUGGGUUCCUAAUCUGGGAUAGGCUGCUUUAUACAUAAACCAGCAUAAUGUUUUCAGUAACAUUUGUGCCUUUUCUCAAUGACAAGUAACCAGAAAUAAACCUAAAAUACUGAUGGCAAAUACAGUACAGGAAAAACAGAAAUACUUUCAGCUGAAGGUCCAUCAAGUAGCCUAGCUAAAAUAAAGUACAGACGCACAGUGCAGGAGAUUGGAUACCUUUAGAAAAUGAUUGUGGGCCUACUCGAUUAUAUUGGGUAUCGGCACUAAUUUAAUGGAUAUUUCAUUCUUAAACAAUGUUAUCAAUAAUACCUUGUGAACAUUUAAGAUCUUUUGUUUUAUUUGAAAUCUUGAUCAUCAAAGCAACAAGUAACUAUCACAGUUUAUCAGUUGAUGUAGUGGUGUACAGGUGUAGUGGUUAAAGUGUGCAGUAGAAGAAUUAGAGUAAAUUAAAAUAAAUGGAAUAUUUAUUUCUUGGUAAACAGGAGUGGCAUUUCUACACAAGUUAGACAGAAGAUUAAAGGUAACAGCAGGAUGUGUAAUGUGAUAGGCUAUUGUGCUGACAUGAAGUUAAAAGAUAGUACUUCUUGUCUGGGUAUGGCUAUGUUGUUUACCUUUUAAUGUUUUUUAUACUGUGACUUUUUUAAUCACCCUCUCACUCUCUACAAGAAUCUCCUUUCCAUCCUCUCUCGCCGCUCUUCUCAUCUCUCUCUUCUUCUUUGUCAGGAGGUAAAAAGCCACCACACUUCCCACCACCAGCAAACUUAGGGCCAGAAUAACAAGUCCCAGUGAUAGUAGGUGAGAGAUUUCUACUCUGGACUGGUUCAGUUGGUCCCACAGCCCCACGGCUACACAGCUGAAGCCAAUGAUAGUCCCCCAUGAACCAAAGGCCAGCAUGCAGGAACCACAGGACAGCUCAGCACCCCCCGUCACCACAGUGAUGCCCGCCAAUGAGACGACUCCUCCUGGAGUGUGUUUUCCCCUGCCCUCCUUAUCCGUCACUGUCUUACUGUCGAGACUCAAUCCUCCAGCCAUCGCCUGCCCUCACAACACACAGCAUCCACAAACAGGAGAGCUCAAGCUGAGGAACAAAACAUUUUGAUCACAGAAGAAGCGCAGGUGGCAAAAGAGAAGAUAACAACUCAGGUGGCAAAGAUUUGCCAGUGAGUUUGUCGGAACUGACAUACUGCUAAAACACUUAAAGCAACUACAAUGGGGAAUUCCACCAGUAGCGCACUAUCAAAGGAGAUCCUGGAGGACCUGAAGCUCAGCACCAAAUUCACUGAGAAUGAGAUCAGCCAGUGGUACGAGAACUUUCAGAAGCAGUGCCCGACAGGCCGCAUAUCACCCGAAGAGUUUGAGCAGAUUUACACACGUUUCUUUCCUGAGAGCGAUGCCAAGAGCUACGCUCGACAUGUGUUUCGCUCCUUCGACACCAAUGACGACGGCACAUUGGACUUCAAGGAGUACAUCAUUGCGCUGCACAUGACCUCCACCGGGAAGACGACCCGAAAACUGGAGUGGGCCUUCUCGCUGUUUGAUGUCGACAAGAACGGAUACAUCAACAAGACAGAGGUGACGGAGAUCUGCCAGGCCAUAUUUAAGCUGAUCCCCAAGGAGGAGCAAAUCAAGUUACCGGAGGAUGAGAACACACCCGAGAAGAGAGCCAACAAGCUGUGGUCCUACUUCGAAAAGAAAGACAACGAGCGACUGGCUGAAGGAGAGUUCAUCAAAGGAGUGAUUGAAAACGAAAAUGCAAUGCGACUCAUUCACUACGAACCACUCAAACAAUAAAGUCAUUCCUGUUUUAUCCCCCUCUUCUUCUUUUUCUCUCGUUAGGCUGUUUCCUUUCUCUUAAGCCGCUGUUUUCUCCUCUUUCCCUUCUUCCUCUUUAAUCCACUCAACUCCUCUGUGUAAAUACUCGUUUCUGCAGUGUCUUGGUCGCAACUAACGUUUCAGUAAGUUUCGUUCCUGUCAUGUUAUUGUUUAACUAAUGUUUGUCAAUCAUCAUGCUAGUCAUAGCGUAGUGUUUUAACUGGUCCAGCUAAAGAAGAGUAAUGGUGUCUAUAUUGAGGCAAUACAUAAACUAUAUGUAUCUGGAGUUUUUAUGAUAAAUAUUGUCUUAUUAACUACAUUUGGAAUGAUUAAAAGGAAUUUGGGCUGUGAAGGAACAAACAGUUUGACAAGUAUUAAACAGCUUGUUAGGGGUUUUUUUUACAGAAACUUGACAUUUCAUAAUAGAGAAGUAGCUGGAAAGUGUUGAACUUUAUUCACUUUACAAUAAAUAAAAGGAUUUCUCAUACA
This is a messenger RNA of Labrus bergylta (ballan wrasse), 2678 nucleotides long. RefSeq names its product recoverin 2 (gene rcvrn2). Gene Ontology annotation, molecular function: calcium ion binding. The record is from RefSeq and is a predicted model, not a curated record. NCBI's taxonomy places the organism in Eukaryota, Metazoa, Chordata, Actinopteri, Labriformes, Labridae.